AUGAGCGAAUUGUUUGGAAUUCUUCUGAUAAUUGCCCAAAUUUGGAAUGUGGCGUCGAGAAAUUACGAGCUCGUCACGAGAUUCUAUGUGGAGGAGCACCGAUUUCCCUACUGUUUCGCGCCGAGUCUCAAAUUUGAUGAUAUCGUACCAUUCGACAAGGUUUAUAGAUGCGAUGGUUGCUUUAAUCUCAAGAUUAAUAUGAGCGAUUGGAACGCUGAUGAGAUCGAAACGUUUGGAAAAUUCAUUCUCGGUUUCCGCGGCUGCACAAUCUACUUGACAAACUCGAAUGCUUCGGUUCUUCAAUUCCCAAAAUUGAAAACGGCAAUCAACACGAAAUUCUACAUCACUGGAAACAACGAAUUGGAGACGAUUGUGUUCCCUGAAAGCGUUCACGUGGAAAAUAAUUCUGUCAUCGUCGUCAACAAUCCAACGCUGAGCGAUGACGAACUCGAAAAAAUCAAAAAACUGUGCGCCGCCGGUGGCGAGUGCGACUUCGUGUUUCCCGAAACUCCGGCACCGCCGUCAGCGAUUCCGAGCACCGUCUCGCCGAGCACCGCCGCGUCGACGAAGCCCGACGAAACCGUGAAACCGCAAAUACCCGAGGCGUCGUUCUUGCCGAUCACCGAACCCGCGAAUCAGAAACUCUGCUCGAAUGGCCACUGCGCAACAAUGCCAACACCAGACGCUCAAUAUUCGACUGGAAUUCGUGCCGCAACGAACCUACUCACCCCAAUUUUCUUCAUUUUCUCACGUCUCGUGUUCCCAUAA
Molecule: messenger RNA, 768 nt
Organism: Caenorhabditis bovis
Lineage: Eukaryota; Metazoa; Nematoda; Chromadorea; Rhabditida; Rhabditidae
Source: the annotation of a GenBank genome assembly